Limulus polyphemus (Atlantic horseshoe crab) is the source of this 1929-nucleotide messenger RNA. RefSeq names its product ADP-ribosylation factor-like protein 4A. Gene Ontology annotation, molecular function: GTPase activity; GTP binding. Bases 575 to 1177 code for a protein of 200 amino acids. Gene Ontology annotation, biological process: vesicle-mediated transport; intracellular protein transport. The record is from RefSeq and is a predicted model, not a curated record. Lineage: Eukaryota; Metazoa; Arthropoda; Merostomata; Xiphosura; Limulidae. Gene Ontology annotation, cellular component: cytoplasm. The transcript is spliced from 2 exons.
UUUUAUGUAAUUGAAGGUGCAAUAAGAAACGUAAGUUGUAGUCCGAAGUUCAUGAGCCCCACGUGGGGGUGACGUCACAGUUUGUAGCAGGCACGACUGGUAGUGACGCUAGUCACGAAUGGGAGGCACGUAGAACGAAGUUUAUGAACUUGAGAAGUAGUGUCAGGUGGCUUGUUUAAGUAAUCACAGCGAUCUACAAGGGAAUGUUUCGUGUGGACCUGGGACAGUAAGCAUUACCAGCGUGGUUUAUUUUAACAGGAUCUGUAGUUGAUUGGAAAGAAUAUUUCUAGUUACUUGUUUUGGCGUAUAUUGAAACCUUGACAGUGAGAAAAUGUGACAUUCUUAUGUAUGGUUUAUGCUCUGAAGACGCUCAAGGUCCUUUGAAAACUUUUGCUUCUGUAUUGUCUUUUAUAUUUUGUUCUCUUCAAAGCAGAAGGUAAUUGUAUAUCUCACUUAUUAGUUUGUGAGAUUUACCACCGGAAGUUUAGAAAUGCUUGGACUAGAGACUUUCUAAGUGUGACUGAAACUAGCUAGUUGCUCCAGUAGCUGAGGUCCUGCCGACAUCAAGUUUCCAAUGGGCGCUUCUGUGGGGAAGGGAGUCUCUAUUUUGGACAGCCUUCCCCCGAAUCAGUCUCUUCACGUGGUGAUGCUUGGUCUGGAUUCGGCAGGAAAAACAACAGCUUUGUACCGGCUUAAGUUUGAUCAGUACUUGAAUACGGUUCCAACAAUAGGUUUCAAUUGUGAAAAAAUCAAAGGGACAACCGGGAAAGCUAAAGGGACAAGUUUCAUGAUCUGGGACGUUGGCGGACAGGAUAAAUUAAGGCCUCUGUGGCGAUCAUAUACACGAUGUACAGAUGGUAUUGUUUUCGUUCUGGACAGCGUCGAUGUGGAGAGAAUGGAGGAAGCAAGAAUGGAACUUUUACGGACUGCUAGGUGCCCAGAAAACUCGGGAGUGCCUAUCUUGGUGCUGGCUAACAAGCAGGACCUUCCUGGAGCAAAAAGUCCCCAGGAUAUCGAAAAACAACUUGCUUUGAAAGAUCUAGGAUCAAAUCACUUGUGGUACGUUCAGCCAGCGUGUGCGAUAAUUGGAGAAGGACUGGAUCAAGGGCUUGAGGUUUUGCACGACAUGAUAAUUAAACGUCGUAGAAUAAUCAAACAAUCAAAAAAGAAAAGAUAGGAGUGGUAUGAAACUUUAAAACUGUUUUACUUUAGAAAAACAACUUAAAAUGUGAACGUUUUAAAAACAGGUGUAUAGAAUUUAUUUAAUCAAAGAAAUUCUAGACAUUUGGUGCAAUUGAUCUCCAAGUCAAAACGUUGUUUCAAGUGAGACAAGUAAUAACAUAAUAACUGGAAUAAUUAUCAAAUACUUGUUACUGAAAUACGUAGUGCUCAUGCUAGUGUUGCAAUAUUUUACAGUUUACUGCCAGUGCUGGAAAAUGUUAACACUCAGUGUUUCAACAUGUUCGUUUACUAUUAACAUAUUACAUUUAACUGUCAGAACUUGAAUGUGCUACAGCUUACUGUCAAUUUUAUAAAACUUGUGAAAAAGCUCACUGAAAACAUUCUAGAAAUGAACAAAUUGUGUUGUUUUUUUCCACUGAUGGUUCGUUAUUUGUGUAAUGAUUGUUAACAACAAUGUUUAUCUUAUACAAAAUCUUUUAUAGAUAAACAAAUUACUAUGAUAUUUUUGAUACCCAGAAAUACAAAAGGCCAGUCUAUUUCUAUCACAUUGCUAUAUGAGAACAAGAAGCAUCAUGAAUUGUAAUAUGUAAUGAACGAUUUUAAUAUUUUUUCUACUUGUGCAAUACGAAAGUAAAAAAGAAAAAAAAGCAAGCUCACGUGAAUUUUUUAAAUGAUUUUUAUAUACUUCUUUGUUUCGGCAUGUAAUUAUUAGAUGUAACGAUAAUUAAAUAAUUUAUAGAUACUUUG